This is a messenger RNA of Vigna umbellata (rice bean), 1944 nucleotides long. RefSeq names its product cytochrome P450, family 90, subfamily D, polypeptide 1 (gene CYP90D1). Gene Ontology annotation, molecular function: oxidoreductase activity, acting on paired donors, with incorporation or reduction of molecular oxygen, NAD(P)H as one donor, and incorporation of one atom of oxygen; heme binding; iron ion binding. NCBI's taxonomy places the organism in Eukaryota, Viridiplantae, Streptophyta, Magnoliopsida, Fabales, Fabaceae. Gene Ontology annotation, biological process: brassinosteroid biosynthetic process; sterol metabolic process; multicellular organism development. The record is from RefSeq and is a predicted model, not a curated record.
AGCUAAGACUUCACAAAACCUCUCUCCUUCUCCCUCUUCUUGCACGCGUACACACACAUGCACACUGAAAUCUUUCAUAAAGAAAAACGUGGUUAUGGCCGUGGCCACCAUAUGAUUACGCAUAUUUAAGCCAAAGCUAGAAGUAUUAGAGUGUGAGAGAAAAUAAUGGACAAUAUUUUGAUCGUGUCUGUGACAGUGUUUCUCUUAUGCACUGUGAUCCUCCUCUACAGGAACAGGCUCAGCCUCAUGCUCAAAUCAAAAUAUAGAAAUAAACUUCCAUCAGGCACUCUUGGAUGGCCUUUUAUCGGUGAAACUCUUGAGUUUGUUUCUUGUGCUUACUCUGAUCGCCCUGAGAGCUUCAUGGACAAGCGACGCCGCGUGUAUGGAAAGGUGUUUAAGUCACACAUAUUUGGAAGCCCCACAAUUGUUUCCACGGAUGCUGAUGUGAACAAGUUCAUACUGCAAAGUGAUGCAAAAGUUUUUGUUCCUUCUUAUCCCAAGUCUCUUACUCAGUUGAUGGGGGAGUCUUCUAUUUUGCUCAUCAAUGGAAGCCUUCAAAGGAGAAUACAUGGACUUAUUGGAGCUUUUUUCAAGUCUCAACAGCUAAAGGCUCAGAUCACCAGAGAUAUGCAAAAGUAUGUCAAAGAAUCAAUGUCUGGUUGGAAAGAGGACUGCCCCGUAUACAUACAAGACGAAACAAAAAAGAUUGCUUUUCAUGUACUAGUCAAGGCACUGAUUAGUUUGGAUCCAGGAGAAGAAAUGGAACUUCUGAAGAAACAUUUUCAGGAAUUUAUCUCUGGCCUCAUGUCUCUACCAAUAAAUCUACCAGGAACUAAACUUUAUCAAUCUUUGCAGGCAAAGAAGAAAAUGGUGAAAUUAGUGCGGAGAAUUAUCCUAGCUAAAAGAAAUAGUGGCCUUUGCAGAGUUCCAAAAGAUGUGGUGGAUGUGCUUCUCAAUGAUGCAAGUGAAAAAUUGACAGAUGAUUUAAUAGCAGAUAAUAUUAUUGAUAUGAUGAUUCCUGGGGAAGACUCAGUGCCGGUUCUUAUGACUCUAGCUACAAAAUAUCUAUCAGAAUGUCCAGCUGCUUUGCAGCAAUUGACGGAGGAAAAUAUGAAGCUUAAGAAAAUUCAAGAUCAGGUUGGUGAGUCAUUGUGUUGGAGUGAUUACCUAUCAUUGCCAUUUACUCAAACAGUGAUCACUGAAACUCUCAGAAUGGGAAAUAUCAUAAUAGGAGUAAUGAGAAAGGCCUUAAGAGAUGUUGAAAUAAAAGGGAACUUAAUACCAAAAGGAUGGUGUGUGUUUGCAAAUUUUAGAUCAGUUCAUCUAGAUGACAGAAACUAUGACUGUCCAUAUCAGUUCAAUCCAUGGAGGUGGCAAGACAAAGAUAUGAGCAGUUGCAAUUUCACUCCUUUUGGAGGGGGACAAAGGCUUUGCCCAGGCCUUGACUUGGCCAGGCUGGAAGCUUCCAUCUUCCUACACCACUUUGUCACUCAAUUUAGAUGGCAUGCUGAAGCAGAUGCAAUAGUGAACUUUCCCACAGUAAGAAUGAAAAGGAGGAUGCCUGUGAUGGUAAGGAGAGUGGAAUCUUAAAGCUUGGUUGGCCAAAAUGUGUGGAGCCACUUGUACCAAAGGAUAAAGAACAACCAUUCUAUGAAAAAAUACAAAAUGUGAAAUAAGAGAACAAGGGAGAGGGGGGACCAGAAAGAUUGGCUAAGGUGGACACACGUGUGCUGAACUGCAUAAGCUUUGUUUUUGUCUCCUUGCAUUAGUCUUCAACAUGAAGACAAUGGAAAGUUUCAUAUUGAGGGACCCUUAAAUUAGGUAGAAUUUACUUUUCACCAAUUUUUCUUUCCCAUUUUACCUAGUGUGGUAGGAAAAUAAAGGUUGAUUGUAAGGGAGAGCACUUUUAUCUUGUUUUUGAAUCAGAGUUUCUUUUGUCUGUUU